Pararge aegeria (speckled wood butterfly) is the source of this 2766-nucleotide messenger RNA. RefSeq names its product large neutral amino acids transporter small subunit 1 (gene JhI-21). The record is from RefSeq and is a predicted model, not a curated record. The coding region runs from base 268 to 1707 and encodes 479 amino acids. Gene Ontology annotation, molecular function: L-amino acid transmembrane transporter activity. Lineage: Eukaryota; Metazoa; Arthropoda; Insecta; Lepidoptera; Nymphalidae. The transcript has 7 exons. Gene Ontology annotation, biological process: amino acid transmembrane transport. Gene Ontology annotation, cellular component: membrane.
AGUCCGUAAUCGCAUUCAUGAGAAUCGUACCCCACAAUUUACACAUGCGCUGAGGUGACCGCUCGCGUUUUACGCGUCACAAAUAUUCGUACUUCGACGUCAAAACCUCGUGUCUAGUUUCGGAGAUCGUAAAAAUGUUGACUGAAAGUGACUCAGGCUCAUAACCAAUACACACAAAAAAGCAGCUUUUGUAUUGUACUGUAGCUUUACACCAAUCUCAACGCCACGUGAGUUUUAUUAUCAGUGUUUGUGAUUGAUUUUUGCGGCAUGGGUGAAGAAACUCAAGCCGGUGAUGGAAAAGUUACGCUUAAACGUAAAAUUACUCUGUUUAAUGGUGUCGGAAUAAUUAUAGGGACGAUUAUUGGCUCUGGAAUUUUUAUAUCUCCGACCGGCGUUUUCCGGGAGACGAAAUCUGUGGGAGUAUCCCUAAUAAUAUGGCUGGCUUGUGGCUUGCUGUCGACGCUAGGUGCACUCUGCUACGCAGAACUAGGCACCUCGAUCUCAAGGUCGGGAGGGGAUUACGCCUACAUCUACACAGCCUUUGGACCACUCCCUGCAUUCCUGAGGAUGUGGAUAGCGCUGCUCAUCAUUAGGCCCACAACGCAAGCGAUAGUUGCGCUUACGUUUGGCCAGUAUGUGGUGAAACCUUUCUUCCCCGACUGCAAUCCCCCGGAAGAUGCUGUGAAACUGUUGGCUGCUGUGUGCUUAUGCGUGUUGACUGCAAUAAAUUGCAUCAGCGUGCGAUGGACGAUGCGCAUCCAGGACGUGUUCACCUCCUCCAAGCUGCUUGCAUUGAUCGUCAUUAUCUUAUCUGGAAUCUACUACAUUUGUGCUGGUCACACGGAAAACUUCCAGGACUCUUUCGAAGGCCAAUACAGCGCAGGAAGCAUUGCGCUCGCUUUUUACUCGGGUCUCUUUGCUUUUGGUGGCUGGAACUACCUAAACUUCGUGACAGAAGAGCUUCAAGACCCGUACAAGAAUCUCCCGCGCGCAAUAUGGAUCGCUAUGCCAAUGGUGACGGUUAUCUACGUGAUGGCAAACUUGGCCUAUUUCGCUGUCGUUUCCAAGAUGGAAAUGAUUACGAAACCAGCUGUGGCAGCGAUAUUCGGUGAUCGUCUCUUCGGCGCAUGGAGUUGGGUGAUACCGGUAUUCGUGGCCCUGUCUACAUUCGGAGGCGUGAACGGAGUUUUAUUUACUUCCGCGAGACUCUUUGCCACGGGUGCACAGGAGGGGCACAUGCCUGGUUUCUUCACGCUCUUCCACAUUGAUAAACAGACACCGAUUCCAUCGCUCAUAUUUACUUGCUUCUUUUCACUGCUAAUGCUGACAAACAGCAACGUGUUCGACCUCAUUAACUACUUCUCGCAAACCUUGUGGCUGUCCGUCGGCGCGUCAGUGGUAGGCAUGCUGUGGUUACGGAAAACCAAGCCCGACAUGCAGAGGCCUAUCAGGGUUCAUCUAGCGAUUCCCUACCUCUUCCUCAUCGCCAUCGCCUGUCUGGUCAUCAUUCCCGCCAUCACUAAUCCUAUGGACACCGCCAUUGGCCUAGCUAUACUGUUAUCUGGUAUUCCAGUGUACUACGUUUGCGUCAAAUGGAAGACGAAACCUAAUUGCUAUGACGCUUUCUCAGGAUGUAUUCUAAGAUUCUUCCAGAAACUGUGCUCAUGUAUUUAUGUAGAUUCACCCGAAAAACUGUCUGACUCUUAAGAAAAAUACCUAAACCUAAUAAAAUGUGUAAAGUGUACUUACUGGCUAAUAACUUGGACACAAAUUUACGAUUUUUCUCAUUUUAUAAUUCCCAGAUGAAGGAUUAUUGAAGUAAAAAGUAUGCAUAAAAUAUGUCCAAUAACGAACCUGCAUAAAAUUUAUCCAUCGAAGCAGCGUGAAAGGUCUUAGCUCGUAUGAGAGAGUCGUCGUAUAGUCAGUGGUGGGACAUUAACUAGCUGACGGUAAUCAACAUAGAGAUCGUAAUUGAGCAAAGCACAGGUUGGAAUUAAGGCUGUCUCGUCUCAGUCCUACAACGCCGCCUUAGGCUUAUCAAUAAUCGAUAGCACUAGUACAUUGAAGGCUACAAAUAUAUUCACACGGGCAUCUCCAUAGAAAAUAUUUAAUCUAGGUCUAAAUUAACCAUUGGCUCAGAGUAAACCAUUUAUUCAGUUAAAAAUCAUAGUUGUGAACUGUAAUACCUAAAUCAUAAAAAAACAAAAUUCAAAACCAAGGGCCUUCAAAUAAAUACUUUGUAGCAUUACUCUCAAUUCUAAGUGUUCAAGUUUUUUGCGAGGACAGGUACAUCCCUAGAAACGAUGUUCGUUGUAAGUUGUAACACUUACUUAACUAUUUAUUGACGUCUUUUAGCAGAGCUUCUAUGAAUAUUGGACCAAUAUGUUAUGUGAUUAAGUGUGACUAUGUAGUAGCUUUAAGUGUAUUUAUUGUAUGUUCUGUAAUUGAAGUACCUACUACAUUUUAAGAAGCAUAAGAAAUACUGUACUGAAGUGUUGUCUACGAAAAAAAAUAUUGUUCCAAACUGAAGUCUAAGUAAACCUAUUAUCCUUACCCCUUAUCUUAUGCUUCGUUAUUAAUUAUUCAUAUAAAUAGUUAAAUUAAGCAUGUUUUGUAGGUUUCAAGUAAAAAGAGCUCACGAGGAAGGUAUUAACUUUUUACGAUACAAAGUGCGAUUUUUAUAAGUUACAUGCCAACAAGUAUUUAUUACAAUAUGUUUCUACAAUAAAGGUAGUGUAAAAUUUUAAAAGAGUAGUAUAUAAAAGU